Messenger RNA from Cajanus cajan (pigeon pea), 1002 nucleotides. Its product is annotated as ubiquitin-conjugating enzyme E2 2. The record is from RefSeq and is a predicted model, not a curated record. Lineage: Eukaryota; Viridiplantae; Streptophyta; Magnoliopsida; Fabales; Fabaceae.
GGUUGAUUAGACCCCAAUACAAUCACAGCACGCUUCUAAACUCUGAGAAUGAAUAUCGUAAGAUCGAAGCAAUAACCUUUUCUCUGCCGCCACUGAUUACGAUCCCUCACCCACAAACCCUCAUUCCGACUCACACACAUAACCGCUGUUAGAUUUUCUAGGUGGCAGCAAUGUCGACUCCUGCUAGGAAGAGGCUCAUGAGAGAUUUCAAGAGGCUGCAACAAGACCCACCUGCGGGAAUCAGUGGCGCUCCCCAGGAUAACAACAUAAUGCUGUGGAAUGCUGUAAUAUUUGGUCCUGAUGAUACUCCAUGGGAUGGAGGCACGUUUAAGUUGACACUCCAAUUUUCUGAGGAUUAUCCAAACAAGCCACCAACUGUACGAUUUGUCUCUCGAAUGUUUCAUCCAAACAUUUAUGCGGAUGGAAGUAUUUGUUUGGACAUAUUACAAAAUCAGUGGAGUCCUAUAUAUGAUGUAGCUGCUAUACUCACUUCUAUCCAGUCAUUGCUUUGUGAUCCCAACCCAAAUUCUCCUGCAAACUCAGAAGCAGCUCGAAUGUUUAGUGAGAACAAGCGCGAGUACAAUCGGAGAGUGAGAGAAAUUGUGGAGCAAAGUUGGACAGCUGACUAAGCUCAUCUUCAUAUGCUUGCGUGCCUUUGAAGGCAUGAAUUAGGUGUCACUGCUGCCUAUAAGAAACAUCGUGCCAACUCACCGAAUUUAUGUCGUAUUCCUUCCUGUUUUGAAUGUUAGGAUCAUCACAUCUUUAAUUCAUUGUAGUUUUUGCAUUGUCCAUGUCAGUUCAUGUAUUAUAGAAUUCUCUGUCGAUUUGCAUCAUAUUGGGACGGUUCAAUGUAUAAGUUGUAGUUUUCUGAAUUGGUUAUGAAUUGUGAUCACAGGAUAUUAUUAAACUAGCUUCAAUUUCUAUGUUUUCCUUGUCACAUUGCAUCUAGAUGGAUCUUGGUUUCAACCUUGUGACCGUGAAGUUGACGUUUCUGCCUAUGAA